CUGUAGUUAGUAUGUUCCGACGGCUUGACGAAGACGGAUCACUAUUCGAUAUAUUUUCAUAUGUAGUAAGAGAAUUAUUAGGUGUUAAGAGACUUGGUAGCCAAUAUACUAUAAUAAAAACGAAGUAUUGGUUAUAUAAUCAGUGAAAAUGGGAAUUGUAAAAUCUGCAAUUAUUGGCAUGGCCGUGAUAUUAGCUGCUUCGUAUUUUAUUAAUCGACCAGAACGAGAAAUUCCUAAGUUGCCAAACACAUGGUGGGGUCGGGGUCCAGCUAAGGAAGAGGAUAAAAAUAUUAAACCUUUCAAAAUUACCUUUACGAAAGAACUUGUGGAUGAUUUAAAAGUUCGAUUGAAUAAGACUAGAACCUUACAGCCCGCUCUUGAAGAUUCUCAAUGGACUUAUGGUGUUGAUGGUGCAUAUCUUCCUAUAGUUAUUGACUAUUGGCUGAAUAAGUAUGACUUCAAGAAAAGAGAACAAUUUCUUAAUCAAUAUCCACAGUUUACAACAAAUAUCCAAGGAUUGAAUAUUCACUUCUUACACGUAAAACCAAAAAAUCAUAAAGGGAAACGUGUACUCCCCCUUCUUAUACAGCAUGGAUGGCCGGGUUCGGUUGUUGAAUUUUAUAAAAUUCUACCACUCCUAACGACUCCCCGGGAGGAGCAAGAUUUUGUCUUCGAAGUAAUUGCUCCAUCAUUACCUGGUUUUGGAUUUUCUAGCUCGGCAGUUAGACCAGGCUUAGGUAGUCCCCAGAUGGCUGUAGUUUUGAAGAAUCUUAUGCUGAGAUUGGGAUUUGAACAAUUUUAUACCCAAGGUGGCGACUGGGGUGCCGUUAUACUUGCAAAUAUGGCUUCUCUAUUUCCUGAACAUGUACUUGGGCUGCACUCAAACAUGUGCAUAGUCUUGAGCCCUUGGAACAUGUUAAAAAUGAUUUUAUAUAGUUACUUUCCAUCGUUAUUACUUUCUGCUGAGGACUAUCAUCGUAUGUACCCACUUAGUACACGCUUCUUGCGAAAUUUGGAAGAGACUGGCUACUUCCAUAUUCAGAGCACGAAGCCUGAUACGGUCGGAGUUGGCCUUAGUGAUUCGCCAGCUGGAUUAGCUGCGUACAUACUGGAAAAGUUUUCCACAGGGACGAAUCCGAAUAACAGGUUUCACGAUGACGGUAAUUUACUGAAGAGCUUCACGUUUGACCAGCUUUUAGAUAAUUUGAUGGUUUACUGGACCUCUAAUAGUAUUACAACUUCUAUGAGAAUUUAUGCGGAGACGAUUAACAAGAAUUACUUAAAAGACGAAUUAAAUACCAUUCCAAUAACGGUACCUAGCGCUUGCGCUCAAUUUCCGCAUGAAAUAUCGUAUCAACCACCGUCUCUCAUCAAGCACCGAUAUAAGAAUUUAAUUCGGGCGACUAAAAUGCCGCGUGGUGGUCAUUUUGCUGCUAUGGAACAACCCCAACUGCUUGCGGAUGACAUUUGGACUUCCAUAGCGGAAAUGGAAAUUUUGAGGAAGAAGGAGGUUAAGAACUAAUGGUUGAAGACUGUUUUUUAUUAAAGUUUAUUCAAUAGGUUAAUGGGUCACUCGUGAAUUAUAAAAAUGUAGAGUAUCGAAGAAAUGUAAAAUCUUUUUAUAUGUCUAAGAAAAUUAAGGAUUAAAAAGUGAAAAAUAAGUUACAUCUUUUUCAAGA
Messenger RNA from Cephus cinctus (wheat stem sawfly), 1679 nucleotides. RefSeq names its product juvenile hormone epoxide hydrolase 2. Gene Ontology annotation, molecular function: epoxide hydrolase activity. The record is from RefSeq and is a predicted model, not a curated record. The transcript is spliced from 6 exons. Lineage: Eukaryota; Metazoa; Arthropoda; Insecta; Hymenoptera; Cephidae. Bases 149 to 1522 code for a protein of 457 amino acids. Gene Ontology annotation, biological process: epoxide metabolic process.